AUGUCAGAACGACCACAGUGCGGCGGAGGUGGCAUCAGCCAGGAUGACUACGACCUGCCACUUCAUGUUGCUGCUGUCUUUAUGGUCUUUGCUUUCAGCAUCGGAGGAGCUGGCUUCCCGGUGGCUGGAAAGAGGAUGCCAUGGAUGAGGAUUGCACCUGGCAUUCUCUUCUUCUGCAAGCAUUUUGGCACAGGUGUCUUGGUUGCCACAGCAUUCGUCCAUCUUAUUCCUACCGCCUUCUCUUCCCUGACGGACCCAUGUCUGCCUCCUCUCCUGACCGAAGAAUACCCGGCCAUGCCUGGGGUCAUCAUGAUGGCCGCGCUCUUUGCUCUAUUCACCGUCGAGAUGUACCUCAAAGCCAAGGUUGGUGGCCACUCUCACGGCGGACCGACGGGUCACGGUACCGCGGCUCUGGCCGAUCAAGGGGCUCGACCAGGAACCCGUGGUCACCAGACCCUUCCGUCGUAUGGGACGGCCGCUCGAACUGGGGAGCACGUUGUAUAUCCGGACUACGAAAAGCCUCACGCCUACACCCAUACCUACGAAGUAACGCCGGCGUCCCGUGAGGAAAUAGAACAAUACAACAACCUCGCCGAGAUGCCUACGUGGUUCCAGGUCUUCUACGCCCAAUAUGUCCGACAGCGAGAGGAGCUCAAGGCCAUGAUCGUGGCGGUUACUCCUCGAGCUGCACCCGUCUUUACUGAGACAUCAUCUUUUGACGACCGUUCGUCGAUCGUCUUGUCAGAUACGGAAUCACUCGCCGACGAGCUGACCCUCAAACGCAUGAACUUGAACAUUACUCUUCUUGAAGGUGGUAUUCUCUUCCAUUCGAUCUUCGUAGGCAUGACCAUCUCGAUUACAAGUGAUGGCUUCGUCGUCCUUCUCAUCGCGAUCCUGUUCCAUCAAUUCUUCGAGGGCCUGGGACUCGGAUCUCGCAUCGCCGCGGUGCCUUAUCCGAACAAGGCUGUCCGGCCUUGGCUUCUGGUUGUUGCAUUCGGACUCACCUGCCCCAUCGGACAGGCCAUUGGACUGUUGACCCGCAACUCGUACGAUCCUUCCAGCGCUUUUGCGUUGAUUCUAGUGGGCGCUUUCAAUGCCUUUUCCUCGGGCCUCCUGAUAUAUGCAGCGACAGUCGAUCUGCUGGCGGAGGACUUCCUUUCCGAAGAAGCUCAGUUGACCCUGACGAAGAAGGACAAGAUAAUGGCAUUUAUCUACGUUCUGCUUGGAGCCGCCGGCAUGGCUAUAGUCGGAGCGUUUGCAUGA
Molecule: messenger RNA, 1263 nt
Organism: Cladophialophora yegresii CBS 114405
Lineage: Eukaryota; Fungi; Ascomycota; Eurotiomycetes; Chaetothyriales; Herpotrichiellaceae
Exons: 7
Coding region: 1-1263 (420 amino acids)
Biological process (GO): zinc ion transmembrane transport
Cellular component (GO): plasma membrane
Molecular function (GO): zinc ion transmembrane transporter activity
Source: RefSeq, a predicted model, not a curated record